Microtus oregoni (creeping vole) is the source of this 564-nucleotide messenger RNA. RefSeq names its product phospholipase A2-like. The coding region runs from base 1 to 564 and encodes 187 amino acids. Gene Ontology annotation, biological process: lipid catabolic process; arachidonate secretion; phospholipid metabolic process. The record is from RefSeq and is a predicted model, not a curated record. Gene Ontology annotation, molecular function: phospholipid binding; calcium ion binding. The transcript is spliced from 4 exons. NCBI's taxonomy places the organism in Eukaryota, Metazoa, Chordata, Mammalia, Rodentia, Cricetidae.
AUGGACCUGUACCAGUCACCAGCCAGUGCUCUGGACAAACUGGUGGCCCACAACCUGCAACCAUCCCUGAGUUCACAGCAGCAGUGCGGGACGCUCUGGGGUCCCUGGACACUGCCCUAUGGAAGCAGGGAGCCCCAGGCAGGCGCUACUGCACACAGCAUCAGCCGCCGGGCUGUGCAGAGGUUUGGAAAUGCCUUCGACUGCUACUCCAAGAAUAAUAUCUCUACGACAAACAUUCAUCCAUGGCCGGUGUACAAAAUAUUUGGCUGCAUGUGUCGCACACCCAACUUCAGCCCCCAUGUGGAUGCUACAGCCAGGUGCUGCAAGAAUCAUGAAAGGUGCUAUGAAGAGGUGAAGAAGCUUGGAGGCUGUAAAAUUUCCGAAGACAACCCCUAUGCCAUCCCCUACUCAUACUCCUGCUCUGGGAGGAACCUCAUCUGCAAUGAUGAAAACAACGCCUGUGAGGCCGCCAUCUGCAACUGUGACCACAAGGCUGCCAGCUGCAUCUUAUGGGCAUUUUCCAACACGAUGUUUGAAGAAGUUGGCUUCAACACCUUCUGUUAG